UGCUUCCCAACCUUUGGAGAUCGCCUAGGAACCUUCCUCAGGAGUUCUGUGCGGCCCUGAGUAGAGCUCCAGAAUCAACACCCAACAUUGAUGAGUUUGCCUUGGGAGUCAGUGAGAAGGUGAAAUCAAAGGCCACCAUGGGUCAGAAGGUCACGGGAGGAAUCAAGACUGUGGACAUGCGGGACCCCACAUACCGGCCUCUAAAGCAGGAGCUCCAGGGUCUGGAUUAUUGCAAGCCCACCCGGCUGGACCUGCUGCUCGACAUGCCGCCCGUGUCCUAUGACGUCCAGCUGCUCCACUCCUGGAACAAUAAUGACCGUUCGCUCAAUGUCUUCGUGAAGGAAGACGACAAGCUGAUCUUUCACCGGCAUCCGGUGGCCCAGAGCACGGACGCUAUCAGAGGCAAAGUUGGGUACACACGUGGGCUGCAUGUAUGGCAGAUCACGUGGGCCAUGAGGCAACGAGGCACACAUGCCGUGGUAGGGGUGGCCACAGCGGAUGCCCCUUUGCACUCUGUUGGGUACACAACCCUUGUAGGAAAUAACCAUGAGUCCUGGGGCUGGGACUUGGGGCGCAACCGUCUCUACCAUGACGGCAAGAACCAGCCAAGUAAAACAUACCCAGCCUUUCUGGAGCCAGAUGAGACAUUCAUUGUCCCAGACUCCUUUCUUGUGGCCUUGGACAUGGAUGAUGGGACCUUGAGUUUCAUCGUGGAUGGACAGUACAUGGGAGUGGCUUUCCGGGGACUCAAGGGUAAAAAACUGUAUCCUGUAGUGAGUGCCGUCUGGGGCCACUGUGAGAUCCGAAUGCGAUACUUGAACGGACUUGAUCCUGAGCCCCUGCCACUCAUGGACCUGUGCCGACGUUCGGUGCGCCUAGCACUAGGAAAGGAGCGCCUGGGUGCCAUCCCCGCUCUGCCGCUACCUGCCUCCCUCAAGGCCUACCUCCUCUACCAGUAACCCACAUCCCAGGACCACCAUACGACAGCCACCUGGUGCCAACUCACUGAGCCGUCGGGGUCCACUGACCCCCCCGAGCCUGCGAUGGAUGCCCACCCUCAGCCAUGGGCAGACGUGUCCUCUCAUCCCACCAGCCGCCUCUGCGGGGUGGACCGAUGCCAACGGACUUCUCUCCUCCUCCCAACGCUGGCUGAAGCAGCACCAUCCAGGCCCUUCCCUGAACCAGAUGCAGAGAAUAAACUAUGGAUGCCUCCUCGGGCGCCUCUCUGCUCUCAGGUGGAGUGGGCCGCUCCCCCACUCCCUGCGGAGGGUCCGCAGCCACCUGGGGGACCUGGGAGGUGAGGCUAGGGGGAGAGGCCAGGGCUCCAGGGCAGAUUCCGAAAGCAGGAAUGGCCAGGCCCAGGCCCCGGCCCUCGGAUGAAGCUCAGGAUGUCCUCCCUUGGGCCAGUGAGGGCCAGCCUCAGCGCCAGCUGUUGGUGCUCUGUGCCCUGUAUCUAUUAUUCAGACAGUAAUGAAGGCCAUUUAUUUAUUCCGUUUAGAAAGGGAGCCCGCUGGGGUCACUUCCCUUGGUGUGGUCUAUUACUUUCUCCCACCUGCCACCCCGCCUGGGACAUGCCUGUGGCAUACGAGCUUUUGAGCACAGAUACGAGUGUGUCGUUGUGUAGAUCCUUCAACCUGAUUCCCAAGGAGCUCUGCACCAGGCCGCCGAGCAGGCCGCAAGGAGACUUAGAGGGCUGUGCAAGUCCCCGUGUCCCCAGGUAGCUGCUUCCCUUGGGCAGUCAUAUAUCAUUUGCACAUUUGGGUCUCUGGUCUUCCAUGAGUUUUGAGCUUUGCACCUGAUUUUUCUGAUAUUUCCCACUAGUGGCCGAAAAAGCUCUAGGCCUGGAGGAUUGUCAGACAAACAAGCGUGAGUAGGCUUUCCAACCCUGGGAAGCCAUAGAGGCAAGACAGGAUAAGAGAAACUAGAGCAGAGUGGAGCAUCUUGAAAAGCCUGUGCCCUCGCCUCAGGCUAACGACUCUAGCACACACACCCUCAAGCCUCAGAAGUGGGGUGCAGGACAGCCCCAAGGGUGCCUGUCCCCAGCAACACCCUCAUGGAGCACCCCAGCCCCUGCUCCUGCUCUCUCACCAUUUCUUCUACUUUAAAGCAACUCCCUAAGUAGGGUGUGUAGCCCAGAUGGUAGAGUGCUCGCCUAGCAGCAUACCGGAAGCUCAGGUUCCAUCCCCCCAACCUCCCUCCCACCCCCACUCCCCACCCCUGCACCAAGGAAAAUCAGGCAAGGUGUGAAAUACCUGUGAUCCCAGCAUUCAGGAGGCAGAGGCAGAAGGACUGGAGUUCAAUGGCAUGCUGAGUUUGUGGCCGCCCCGGGCCAUGGUAAACCUUGUCCUUAAAAAAGAAAAAGAAAGAAAAGAAAUCAACUCCCAUUGAGUCCCAGUUCUGUUCAUUCUGCACAGGUACAAUAGAUAUCUUUAUUUGUUGAAAAUGUUUAAUAUAUUUACAUAUAUAUAUAUAUAUAUAUUUGUAAGAAUCAUUUUAAGCAGCUGCUGUAGGGUACCUUUUUUUUUUUUAAUCUUCCAGUGGAGUAUAAUUUUUAAAGCACAAAAUUGGUGCCAAGACUAGAUAAAGAAUGUAAAUUACUCCCUUAUAUUUUGAUGGGGUUUUUUUUGUUUUGUUUUGUUUUGUUUUUGUUUUUUGUCAGACUGUAAACUUUUACUUGUUCCAGUUUUGGAGUGGAUCAUAUUCAGUUGUACAGAUCCCAGCCUGUCCUCUUGAUCCAGCGCUACCCCAGGGGUACUGGUCAAGUGCCAGGCUCUCCUGCAUCCCCCGUGCUCCAUUGCCCCAGGACUCACCACCCCUUGCCGCUCUCCCAUCAGCAUAAAGCCUUGAGGCCUGUAUAGUUUUGAAAGCCCAUUCUGUUCUACUUUACGAUGAUUCAUAACAAUAACCUAAUAAACAAAAGUUUGUUAA
Molecule: messenger RNA, 2928 nt
Organism: Psammomys obesus (fat sand rat)
Lineage: Eukaryota; Metazoa; Chordata; Mammalia; Rodentia; Muridae
Gene: Spsb1
Product: splA/ryanodine receptor domain and SOCS box containing 1
Exons: 2
Coding region: 138-959 (273 amino acids)
Biological process (GO): proteasome-mediated ubiquitin-dependent protein catabolic process
Cellular component (GO): SCF ubiquitin ligase complex
Molecular function (GO): protein binding
Source: RefSeq, a predicted model, not a curated record